CCACCGCCCUUCACCUCCGCAAAGUGAUUCCCGCCGCGACCCAGAAUGCACGCACCCGUUGCUGCCGACUGCUGGAACGCGCGGGCGCCCAUAACAACACACCGACUCUCUACACCCGACACCUAACACCUCCCGGCGCCCCAAACCAAGGUCGCCUGCCUGUGCCCCACCGACAUUUGCCUCCCAACCUUUUGAGAUAGAGCAGACUUGUGCGUUUUGCGCAAUACGAAUAAGUUGAACAGAAAAGCCAAGCCGGUUUCCAGCGCUCAUCCGAUCCUAUCGCAUAUGUCGACCGCCGGCGACGAUGAGCGCACCGAAGAGCUCGAGACGCUGCAGUCCAUCUACCCCGAGCUGGUCCUCGACGCACCAUUCGCUGCACACAUCGACCUCGCAGUAGCGCCCACCAUACCGCUGCCGGUCCGUUUCGAGCCCGCCCAAGACGUGCAUAGGGUAGCAUACCUGCCGCCUCUCCGCUUGGAGGUCGACCUUCCCGCAGAGUACCCCGCCGAAGGCCCGCCCAGAGUCAAGCUUUCAGCCUCGUUUUCAUGGCUCCCGCCAGACACGGUAGAUAGGUUGGAGAGAGAGGCGCGCUCUCUAUGGGAAGAGUACAGUGGCGGGCAGGUGCUGUUCGCCUACGUGAGCUAUCUACAGGAAGCGGCCGAGACAGCCUUUGGGUUAUCAGAGCUCACGCUUCCGGACAGCGUGAAAACUGAGCUCCUAGAGUUCAGCAAGCGCAUGAAGCGGGAACUGUUCGACAAGGAGACGUUCGACUGCGAGGUCUGCCUCGAGCCAAAGAAGGGUUCCGUUUGCUACCGCAUGGAGCGGUGCAACCACGUCUUCUGCGUCCAAUGUCUCCAGGACUACCUCAACAACUGCAUCGAAGAGGGAGAUGUCAACAACGUCAAGUGCAUGUCAACAGACUGCGGCAAGCUUAUGCCUAAUGGAAAGAAGAAGGAGCGUCUACUAUCACCGAAGGAGCUACUACAGAUACCCUUGUCUUUGCAAGCGGUGGAACGCUACGCCAAGAUAAAGCGGAAGAAGAAGAUCGAGGCCGACCCUACCAUCAUCUACUGCCCGCGCUCGUGGUGUCAAGGCGCCAUGCGAACAGACAAAUACCCAAAGAUCAAGGACGUACGCGAGAUGGACGAAUCAGACUCGGAAGCAGAAGAGCCCGUGGAGGCACCCCCAGAGGAACAGUCAACAGCACCCGGACCUGAGAAGCGCUUUGUGGGCGUCACCGGCAUGGACCGCCUUGCCGUGUGCGAAGACUGCACGCUCGCUUUCUGCAAGGUCUGUCUGGCGUCCUGGCACGGUGACUUUGUUCGCUGCGAACCGCGCGACAAGAAUCAACUCACAGAAGAAGACCAAGCUUCGCUCAACUACAUCAUGAAGAACACAUCACCAUGUCCAACUUGUUCCGUUCCUUGCCAGAAGUCGUACGGUUGCAACCACAUGACAUGUUUCCAGUGCAAGUCUCACUUCUGCUACCUAUGCGGCGCAUGGCUCCUUCCGGAGAACCCGUACGGACAUUUCAGCAAUCCGAGGAACAAAGGCUGCUACAAUCGCUUGAUGGAUCUGGUGGAGGGCGAUAUGGGGGAGGGUCAAGCUCAGUUUGGCGGCGCACGCGGCGCGGAGCAGAUGGCUGAUUUUUGGGAGCAGGAGGCGAUGCGCAUCCAGAACGAGCUGAAUGCUCAGGAUAGCUGAAGUAAUAAUCUCAUCGUUGCAUGUUGCGUAAAUUCUCAGAAGCACGACAAAUCUUCCAUUCGUCCUCAUCUUCACGAUGCCUGCGCCAUGUAUGACAAGCUCUCAACGAGGUACUUGGCCAAGGCUAGUAAUUUCAAGGUGGAUCGUAUUCUGGAUUUCUGCAAGGCGAUAGCCCUAGGCUGCGACUUCCCAGCGCCGCGUCGCUACGUAUAUCCGCCUUGGUUUCAACUUGGUAUUCGGUGUGGGCUUGUGCCUUGUUGCGACGUUGAGGUACGACGAUGGACUGGAGGAGAACUACCUUGCUUUAACGUGGACGAUACCAACG
Paraphaeosphaeria sporulosa is the source of this 2029-nucleotide messenger RNA. Its product is annotated as RING finger protein-like protein. Gene Ontology annotation, biological process: positive regulation of proteasomal ubiquitin-dependent protein catabolic process; protein polyubiquitination; ubiquitin-dependent protein catabolic process. The record is from RefSeq and is a predicted model, not a curated record. Bases 286 to 1704 code for a protein of 472 amino acids. Lineage: Eukaryota; Fungi; Ascomycota; Dothideomycetes; Pleosporales; Didymosphaeriaceae. Gene Ontology annotation, cellular component: cytoplasm; ubiquitin ligase complex. Gene Ontology annotation, molecular function: zinc ion binding; ubiquitin protein ligase activity; ubiquitin conjugating enzyme binding. The transcript has a single exon.